CGCUCGGGGCGUGCCGGGGCGGGCGGGCGCCGGGUACCGGGCGGGCUCCUCGCACCGGCCGGGGCUCGACGCCGCUCCCCGGCAGCCCUGCGGCCGGCGCCGGGACGCGGCUUUUUUCUUUCUUUUUUUACAGGAAAAAACAGCGUUGCUCGCGCCGCGCCCGGCGACUUCCUAUUUUGCCGCAUCGCUGCGGCCGUGCCCCUCUUCCUCGCGGGGCGGCUCGGGCCGGGGCAGCCCCGGCACUGACUGCGGCCGCGGUGGAACCGCUCACGACGAGGGCUUCGACGCGAUCCUGGUUUCUCUGGAGCCCACGCGACAGCAAGGAUUGAAAUUUCCCGGCUUGGCAGCUCGCGCUGGUGUCUUUUGGGAAGAGUUCGCGUGCUUGGCGGUGGUUUUGUUUCUGCGAGUUGUCAAAGUGUUUCCUGCCCGUAGUUUAUGAAAAGGAAAUGUUCAGCUGUUGGAUUUGGAUGUUCAUCUUGCUCUGCGGAAGUUCUAUAGCAGAUGAAAACUCUAUCAGAGAUGCUGACAUUUUUCCUUCAUCUCCUGAAAUUGAAAGAGGAUCCACCCUGAAACUAUUCUGUGUUCUUGGAAAACACUAUACGCCUCAAAGAAAUGCAAGCCACAUAAUCUGGAAAUUGAAUCGUGAAUUGAUUGCUCAGGAAAACUAUAACAUUGUGAAUGAGACUGUAUCUAGUGUAAUCAUCCAUAAUUUCACUUACAACAAAGCACAUGUGAAAUGUUUCAUCAAGUACUUAGGCAAAGAACAACUUUUGGUUCACACUGAAGUUAAAUCUGGCUUUCCACCAGACACACCAGGAAAUAUUUCCUGCAUUUAUUACUUUAAUGUUGAACUUACCUGCAACUGGACUUCAGGAAGAGAAACAAAUCUUACAACAAUCUAUACUCUUUACAGAAAAAUUAAGAAUAAGCAAGGUCUGAUUAUGCCGGACUCAGAGCUCUCCAGCUGCCGAAGCAAAACCGAGUCAUGCUCAUUUCGUCACCCAAAUACUCCGUUUAGUAAUUCUUUUUGUUUUCAAGUGAAAGCUCAAAAUGUUUUGGGUGAAGCUUCAUCAGACUGUGUUCCUAUAGCUAUGGAAAACAUAGAGAAAUUUGAACCUCCUGAAAUACUUUCCAUAAAAAAAGUUGCUGGUAUAAAGCAGUUGCUUACAGUAACCUGGAAAAUACCUGAGGAUAUUAUACCUGCACAAUAUUUAAAUUGCCAGGUUCGAUAUAGAAACUUGUAUUCAAACUCUUCGGAAAUUGACACUGUUGCAGUGACUUCUGAAGAGAAAGUAGUAUCGCUUAAUCUCACGGGUCUGUGGGACUCCACAGAGUAUUCAGUUGCCGUUCGGUGUAUUGGUGUUGAAUCAAAAUUCUGGAGCGAAUGGUGUAGAGAGAAAACAGCAAGCACAGAGGAGAAAGCUCCCUCAGAAAAAGUGGAUUUGUGGAGGAUAAUUGAAUCUUCACACCCAGCUGGAAAUAGAUCUGUACAUCUUAUAUGGAAGCUACUAAGCAAGAUUCCACCCCCUGGGAGAAUUCUAGGCUACAAAAUACAGUAUUUUCCAGAAAACAAUGCUGUACUUCAAAUGACAAACAUCACCACCAAUCAGAAAAUUGUAUUACCUUUAAAUGAAGAGGCAUAUAUAAUAUCUGUUACUGCCUAUAAUUCUGCUGGAAAUUCUCCUGCAGCUAUUUUGAGGAUUCCAUCCAUUGACGAAAAACCUCCCGAGAUUAUUGAAACAGUGAGGACCUAUACAACAAAUGAAGAAAUGAUUGUGGAAUGGAUAGCCUCUGAACCAGAAGUAACUGAAUAUGUAGUUGAGUGGUAUGAGGAGCUGGAGACAGAUCCUUUUAUUAGAUCAUGGCAGUAUAUAUCAAAUUCUACAAAGUGGAAAGCUAACAAAAAAAUCUUUAAACCAUUUGUAUGCUAUAACAUGUCAGUGUAUCCUCUUUAUGGCAAUAAAGUAGCAGCUCCAUAUUCCAUACAAACUUAUGUUCAAGAAAAAGAGCCAUCAGAAGGUCCUGUGGCUGAUACAGAUGUUCCAGGCAAAAAUGAAGUUGUAAUAAAAUGGGAGGAGAUUUCAAAAGAUAAAAGAAAUGGCUUUAUCACUAACUAUACAAUAUUUUAUAAACCUGAAGGUGGAAAAGAAUUGAAUGAAACGGUGAACUCUGAUGUUCUGCACCACAGAUUGAAGUCCUUACAGGCUAAUACACAAUAUACUGUCCAUAUCAUGGCAAGCAAUAGAGCUGGUGGAACCAGUGGAGAGCCAAAAACCUUCAAGACUUUGAAAUUCAAUAAAGAAGACAUUAUUUUCAUUGCUAUACCCGUUGGAUUAAGCAUGUUCUUUCUGUUAGGCCUUUGGAUAACAUGCAUUUUGAAAAAACACACGUUUAAAAAGGUUUGCUGGCCUGAUGUACCCAAUCCUGCAGAGAGCGUUGCUGUGGAAUGGCCUCUUGACGCACCCAUGAAUAAUUCGUUUUUGAAGGGAGUGACGUAUGAGGAUAAAACCGUAGGCCUGGAGGAUGUAAGUGUUUUGGAAGAUUGCUUUCCUGAAGAAGAUCAUGAAGGAUUAUUGCUAAUGAACUGUGAAAAACAUGUUUCUGAAUGUACUGAUAGUAAUGUAAAAGGUGUACAAAAUAUCUCCGAACACAAAAUAACUCUGUUAAAUGGAAACAAAAAGAUACUGUAUAAUGAAGAACAUGAAGUAGCUAAAUGCCUUUCACCAUCCAUGCCUUAUGUAAUUACUGGUGAAGAUUUCAGAAGUCAAAUGCAUUCAGCUUUGAUACCAGCCAAGAAAAUCCAACCCAUAGAAAUGCUGGAAGACGAUUUACGUGAAACCCAACAGAUUUCAGUUAAAAAUGAAGAAAGUGAUGAUGAAGAAGCUUUAAAGCUGGAAGAUUUCAGUGAAAAAACAUUGUUCAACCCAUACCUUAGAAAUUCUGUUAAAACAAGGGAAUUUCUCAUUUCUGAGAACUUGCUAGAACAUAGUAAGAAUGAACCCAAGAAACAGCCAACUGUUUUACCUGCUUUUCAACAAAAUGCUGUAGGACAAUCCUAUGUAACACUGGACAUUGUUGGGCUGGCCACAGCUCAUUAGCAGCAGAAAACUUCCCUUGUACAGUCCCAUCUUGGUAGUGCUGCUUUUAUAUAUUCGUAUGUUCUAACCUGGACGAUCAUGGUUACUUUGGACGAAAUUACCCCAUUUCUUUGAACAGCUGUGAAGUAAUCAGUACACUGUGUUUAUACCUGCUGAGGUUUUAGUGUUGUGGUGUUUUUUUUUUAAUUUUUAUUUUUUAACCAUGUAUAUGUGUCAGUAGUGAGGCAAAGGAGGUAAGGUAACUUGUUUUCUUAGUUCUUAAUUUUCAUUUCCACUGUGACAACAUCCAACAGUGCAAAUUGCUCAUUGAUUUCCCUCCAGGCAACCAGUUGCAAUGACUGAGCACUGUUAGGGCAAUGUGCACAAACUUGAGGAGAGCCAGCAUUUACCAAGUACUUCCUUAAGUUACAUGAAGUAGAACUACUUUACUAUUUUUAUUUCCCCCCCUUGUUUUUUAUCUGGUUUUAUGUGUAGUGUUCCUCCUGUUUUGUAAGUAGUUGGCAGUCUUCAGUAGUCAUCUUUUUGCAUCCUGACUCUUGAAUCAGCAGUUUGGGUCAUAGUUUCCCUGUCUUUAAUGAGGGGAUGUGUUGUGUAUGUGCUAUUGAUUUAUCAGCAUUUUGGAAAAGAUGGGGUUAUGUUGGCUUGCUGCCUUCCCUUUCUCUUGUUUUCAGUCACACUCCGUAGUUUGUGCUACUUCUGUGUUUCCUGCUUAUUCUCUGACUUUUUUUUUUUUUUUUUUUACUGUUUACUGCAAGAUAUCUUCUUAUCUUCUUGUUACUGUGCCCUUAAUUUCUCCUGUUUUAAAACUGUUUUUCCCAUCUGAAGUUUUGGAAUUUCAAUCUGGAAAAAAAAAAUCAGCUAAAUAUUACAUCUUCUGUUAGAAUAAGCACUGAAUUUAUAUUUAGGAAAGUGUUUUUCUGAGAGGUAUUGGAAAAAUCACCAAAUCUACAAGAUAUACAUAAAUAUCCUCUGACAACUGAUUUAGGUUUAGAGAUUUCUACAAGCAGGCUGUAACUUCUGUCUUUUGUUUUAUGAUUCUGAUAAGUCAAAACCACUUACAGUUUUGAUCUUAUAUAAGCAGCAAAAGUAUUAGGCAGGAAACUCCAAGUUAUUUGUUUUCAGCAGGAAAGAGACUAUCACUGUAAAGUUCUUACUAAAAUAUUCUGUGAAAUGAUAGGUAAAAAAGAAAAGAUAAAUAAAGUGUUUAAAA
Cygnus olor (mute swan) is the source of this 4308-nucleotide messenger RNA. RefSeq names its product interleukin 31 receptor A (gene IL31RA). Gene Ontology annotation, molecular function: cytokine binding; cytokine receptor activity. The coding region runs from base 447 to 3098 and encodes 883 amino acids. Lineage: Eukaryota; Metazoa; Chordata; Aves; Anseriformes; Anatidae. Gene Ontology annotation, cellular component: external side of plasma membrane; signaling receptor complex. Gene Ontology annotation, biological process: cytokine-mediated signaling pathway. The transcript has 16 exons. The record is from RefSeq and is a predicted model, not a curated record.